GCCACGGCGCCGCUGUCGGUGACGUCACGCGGUGUUUGGGCAUUGCCAAGAUGGCGUCGGGCGGUCCCAGCGGCAGUGGCGGAGGCAGCGGUGGCACCUCAAUGGCGCAGAAGACGUGGGAGAUGGCGAACAACAUGCAGGAUUUACAGAACGUGGACGAGAUCUACAAGUACGACAAGAAGCAGCAGCAGGAGAUCCUCGCGGCCAAGCCCUGGAGCAAAGACCACCACUACUUCAAGUGCUGCAAGGUGUCGGCUCUGGCGCUGCUCAAGAUGGUGAUGCACGCGCGCUCGGGCGGUAACCUGGAGGUGAUGGGGCUCAUGCUGGGCAAGGUGGACGGAGACACCAUGAUGAUCAUGGACAGUUUCGCGCUGCCCGUGGAAGGCACCGAGACGCGCGUCAACGCGCAGGCCGCCGCCUACGAGUACAUGGCCGCGUACAUCGAGAACGCCAAGCAGGUGGGCAGGCUAGAAAACGCCAUCGGCUGGUACCAUAGUCACCCCGGAUACGGCUGCUGGCUUUCCGGCAUUGAUGUCAGCACGCAGAUGCUGAACCAGCAGUUCCAGGAGCCCUUUGUGGCCGUUGUGAUCGACCCAACGCGCACGAUAUCCGCAGGGAAAGUGAACCUCGGAGCUUUCCGCACCUACCCAAAAGGAUACAAACCACCGGAUGAAGGACCGUCGGAGUACCAGACCAUCCCUCUCAACAAAAUAGAAGACUUUGGAGUGCACUGCAAACAGUACUACGCCCUGGAAGUGACGUAUUUCAAGUCGUCGCUCGACAGGAAGCUGCUGGAGCUCUUGUGGAACAAGUACUGGGUCAACACUCUGAGCUCGUCCAGCCUCCUCACGAACGCCGACUACACGACGGGACAGAUAUUCGACCUCUCUGAGAAGCUGGAGCAGUCCGAAGCGCAGCUGGGCCGGGGCAGCUUCUUGCUGGGCAUCGACGGGCCGGAGCGCAAGCCCGAGGACAAGCUCACCAAGGCGACGCGCGACAGCUGCAAGACGACAAUCGAGGUGAUCCACGGACUGAUGUCUCAAGUCAUCAAAGACAAACUCUUCAAUCAGAUCACGCCCACGAGCUAGACCACCGACCGCCAGCGAAAGCUGGCAAGAUCGAACCAACGCGCGAUUUUUGUUAUUUACUGGGUGGCAUUUGACGUUAGUUAACCCCCUCCCGCCGCCCCCCGUGUUCUCUGUGUCCUCUCAAGCAAGGGGCAAAGGAAAUUGGUAACGGGAACGUUGCAAAUGUUUUUGUUGUUCGUGCAGCAUUUCUGUAACGUAUUCAACAGCGAAGUGUUUAUCCUGCGAUUAAAUGCUGAUUUGGACAAACUCGAGUAAAAACCGCCCUUUCAAGAAACCUGUUUGUUGAUGACUGAAUGCAACGUGUAAUGCGACGCAGUGCAGUUGUUCGGCGCCGCCUGCGCGUUGCGCUUUUAACGAUGCUGUACGUGAAAACUGCGGCAAUGCCUCGCGAUGGUGUUCGCCAUCGUUAAAGAUGCUGCAUAAGCAGCUUCCAAGUCGAGUAAUAUAUUGAGGCUGCAUUUAAAAUAUUGAAAAAAAAUUGAUUUUGAUGCGCAUUUUUUGGCUCGUUUGCAUUACGUUAUGUAUAUUACUUCAGGCGCCCAAAGAGCUUAAGCUGAUGCCAUUUGACAUUUUUGGCAGGAAAAGUGAUGUCAUUAUGGAAUAACAUGCAAAAAAAAUAAUCUGUUUUUGGAUCAUACGAAUUUUGGUAUUCCAACGCGAUUUUCAGAUUUUUUUUGGGUGUUUAAUUUGAACAUCGUGAGCACAUGCGUAGGAAACGCAUACGUACGUGCCUGCACGCUUACUAACACGCGUCUUCAGUACUUAUUACACACAAACACUCAUUAUGACAACAACAACAACAAUAAUAAUACGUGAAAUGUAUGACUAUUCACCCAGAAAAGCCACACUUGGUACAGCGAUGUUGGGAGGAGGGGAAAACUCACUCGGGACGGGAGAAGAACGUUGAAAACUCCAUGCAGAAGGGUGUCCGAGUCAGGAAUGGAACCAGGCAAUGGAGGGCAGCCAAAAGGUUUUAAAAAAACAAGUACAUAGUAAAAAAAAAAAAAUCAGUUGCACCAACUUAAUUCUCUCGACUGUUUUUGACACUUCAUGUAUGUGUUCUGCGCCAUAAAACAGUGCUUGCCAUGUAAGAGAAACACUGGCAUUGACGUUUGUAGUCGGCGAGGUUUUUUUGGCGCAAAAAAAGGAAAACGCAAUAAGCUAUCGGUGCUCGCGCUUUUAAUAUCCCGUUGUCAAAACUAUUCGGUCGCCCCGACUUUUGAAAACAUUUCCAUAAUUCCUUCCAUCGCACGCACACACGCGCGCGCAAGCUCGCACACGGACACACGCGCGGCGUACAAAUAAACCUGCGAACGUUCGUGCGUA
This is a messenger RNA of Petromyzon marinus (sea lamprey), 2414 nucleotides long. It is a transcript of the gene COPS5, whose product is annotated as COP9 signalosome subunit 5. Gene Ontology annotation, molecular function: metallopeptidase activity; protein binding. The record is from RefSeq and is a predicted model, not a curated record. Lineage: Eukaryota; Metazoa; Chordata; Hyperoartia; Petromyzontiformes; Petromyzontidae.